Messenger RNA from Rodentolepis nana, 921 nucleotides. NCBI's taxonomy places the organism in Eukaryota, Metazoa, Platyhelminthes, Cestoda, Cyclophyllidea, Hymenolepididae. The record is from the annotation of a GenBank genome assembly.
AUGGAAGCCAGUGAAAGCAACGUCCCAGUUUCUGAAUCUAGACCCUAUGAUGAUGGACCAUGUGCGCUCGAGAACAUUCAUAGCAAAGCUCACGAUGUUUUUCCUAUUCCCUUCAAUGGCAUUAGAAUGCUAAUUAACAAGGGUCUUUCAUCUCAUUUCCAAGUCAGCCAUACUUUGACUCUCAGUAGUGGUGAAAGCGCAGGUUACCGCUUUGGUGCUACCUAUGCGGGCCACAACAAAGUUUCCGAAACUGAGGCCUAUCCUGUUCUUAUGGGCGAGCUUCAACCUAAUGGCCAAAUGCAGGCUCAAAUUGUGAACCAAGUUGCCCCCAACUGCCGUCUACGUUAUGUUGCGCAAAUACAAAAGUUUGUCAUGGCAAAUCAACAGAUUGCUGCUGAGUUUCGUAAUGGAAGUCAUCAGGUUGGUCUAACUCUGAUUAACCCUGAUUUUUCCCGGGGCGAAGUUAUGGUUGCUAUUGAUACUAUGCGGAAAAUGUCAAAUCGCUUCUAUAUGGGUUCGAUGUUCUUUUACAAUCGCUCUCAUCAGCUUCCCGGUGGUAAUGAUGGUGUAUGGAGUCUUGGUGGGAAAUAUGUCGCCGAUUAUUGGCAAUUCGCAUCCACCGUCCGACCACUUCAGCUAGCUUUUCAUUCCAGUUUUCACAUGAAAGUGAAUGAAAAUCUCCAACUUGCUGCAGAAAUAGAAUCGAACUAUCAACAACAAAGCAACAUUGCAACCCUGGGUUAUCAGUUUGAUCUCCCUAAAGCUAAUGCCAGUUUCAAGGCUCAGAUAGACUCAAACUGGAAUGUUGCUGCAACUCUUGAGAAGCGCCUUUUCCCUUUCCCUUUUACCUUUGCCAUUAGUGCUUUGGGCAAUAGUGUUGCCUCCAAGUAUGAGGUUGGAGUGGGCCUAACCGUUGGAUAA